AUGGCACUACAGUCAUUGCUGCAACAAUCAUGGCAAGAGCUGCACAAAAUACCAUUCAAUCCACUCCUCUCGCUUGUGUUUCUCAUCCCUUUUCUCUAUGUCUUCAAGCGUAUUACAAGUGUCAAACCCAAUUUACCUCCAUCUCCACCAAAGCUACAAAUCAUAGGCAACCUUCACCAGCUUGGCACACUCCCACACCGUUCACUUCAAGCCCUUUCUAACAAGUAUGGCCCUCUCAUGUUCUUGUACUUGGGUAAUGCUCCAACCCUUGUAGUGUCAUCUGCAGAUAUGGCUAGAGAAAUUAUGAAAACACAUGAUAUCGUUUUCUCAAACCGGCCCAAAACCACAGCUGCCAAUAUGUUACUCUAUGGAUGCAAAGACGUAGCCUUCUCACCAUAUGGUGAGCAUUGGAGACAAGCAAGGAAAAUUUGUGUCCUCGAACUUUUGAGCCUCAAAAGUGUACAAUCCUUCGAGUUUGUAAGGGAAGAAGAAGUUGAAGUAUUGAUCAAUAAGAUAAGUGACUCGUGUCACAAUGGGGCUUCUGUUAAUUUAAGUGAGAUGUUGAUUGCAACCUCCAACAAUAUAGUGUCUAGAUGUGUACUUGGACAGAAGUUUGAAGAAGAAGAAGAUGGUAAAAGUAGAUUCGGACACCUGUCAAGAAGGGUAAUGGUGCUACUUGGAGCAUUCUGCUUCGGAGAUUUUUUCCCUUUUUUGGGAUGGAUUGAUUUUCUUACGGGAUUCAUCCCGAGUCUGAAAGCCACUUUCAGAGAAUUAGAUGUUUUAUUUGAUCAGAUAGUCGAAGAGCACAAAACAAUGAAAACUGAGGAUGACGAGCCUAAUAGGAAAGAUUUAGUUGAUAUUCUCCUCAAACUUCAAAAGAGAGGCAUGCUUGAGAUUGAGCUCACUCAAGAUAACCUCAAAGCAAUCCUUCUGGACAUGUUUGUGGGAGGAAGUGAUACGACUUCAACAACUUUGGAAUGGUUAAUGGCUGAGCUCAUAAAAAAUCCAAAUAUUAUGAAGAGAGCACAAGAAGAGGUGAGAAGGGUGGUGGGAAAGAAAUCAAAGAUAGAUGUGAAUGACAUCAACCAAAUGGAUUACUUGAAGUGUAUCCUCAAAGAAACUCUAAGACUACAUCCACCAGCUCCUCUCUCAGCACCUCGAGAAACAUCAGCAAGUGUGAAGUUUGGAGGCUAUGAUAUUCCACCAAAAACAAGAGUAUUUAUCAAUACAUGGGCAAUCCAAAGGGAUCCUACUAUAUGGGAGAGGGCAGAAGAGUUCCUCCCGGAGAGAUUCAAAGAUAAUCCUGUUGAUUUCAAAGGCCAAGACUUUGAAUUCAUCCCAUUUGGAGGUGGGAGAAGGGGAUGUCCAGGUUUGACAUUCGGUGUUACUGCAGUUGAAUAUGUUAUUGCCAACAUCUUAUGCUGGUUUGACUGGAGAUUGCCCAGUGAUAUUGUACAGGGGGAGGGCUUGGACAUGAGUGAAGUUGACGGUCUCACUGUGACGAAGAAAGUUCCUCUUCAUCUUGUACCAAUACUGCACUUCCCUUGA
Corylus avellana is the source of this 1548-nucleotide messenger RNA. RefSeq names its product phenylacetaldehyde oxime monooxygenase CYP71AN24-like. Gene Ontology annotation, molecular function: oxidoreductase activity, acting on paired donors, with incorporation or reduction of molecular oxygen; heme binding; monooxygenase activity. The record is from RefSeq and is a predicted model, not a curated record. Lineage: Eukaryota; Viridiplantae; Streptophyta; Magnoliopsida; Fagales; Betulaceae.